Messenger RNA from Neospora caninum, 1554 nucleotides. RefSeq names its product putative acetyltransferase domain-containing protein. Lineage: Eukaryota; Apicomplexa; Conoidasida; Eucoccidiorida; Sarcocystidae. The transcript has a single exon. The coding region runs from base 1 to 1554 and encodes 517 amino acids. The record is from RefSeq and is a predicted model, not a curated record. Gene Ontology annotation, molecular function: acyltransferase activity, transferring groups other than amino-acyl groups.
AUGUCAACGUGUGUGUGCAAUUGCACGUGCUGCAAGCAACCGGACCGUCGCACUGGCGCAUGCUGCGCGUUGGACAAGAAAUGCGAUUGUUCGUGCAGGUGCUGUCAAACAAGUAGCAAGUGCAGUCAACCAGGAAGCGACAGGGCGAGCUUUACCCGCAUCGUCGAACACACACUUUUGGCUUCGUCCGAGGAACCAGUGACGAAGGUGACGCAGGAGAGAGUGGUCAUCGAGGGCGACGACGGGAAGACCGUGACAUCGACGGAAACCGAGUGCCGCACAAUGUUUGCGCCAAGUUCCUCAGAACCCGAAAAGGUCUCGUCGGAUGUGACGAUCACGUCCGGCGAGGCAGGGGGAGCGGAGCAGAAAAGUAGCGGAAAAUGCAAGUGUGUGUGCUGUUCCGACAGCUCCUGCGCAUGCACUUGCACCUGCUGCAAGGAAAGAUCGCCCACUGGCCGAUGUUGCCGCACAGGUGAAGGACAAACGAAGACCGGAGACAAGGGAUGCAAAAAGUGUAUGUGCUGCUCAGCAAGCAAGGGCGCAUGCGCUUGCCCGUGUGCGUGCUGUGCGCCGUGCACGUGUUCGUGCGCCUGCUGCAAAGACAAGAAGAAAUGCUCCUGCUGCUCCGACGGAGAUCAGGGCCGAUGUGGCUGUUCUUGUGCUUGCUGCAAAAAGACGGAAUGUCAAUGCUGCAAAUGCUGCACAAAGACAUGCCCGUGCGAAUGCCAGUGCUGUCGAGUCUCGAGAGACAAGACGGGUGCAUGCGGAUGCGACUGCGCGUGCUGCGCGAAGAGCGGCGCAGUAACUGGCGGCUCUUGCUGCGCGAGCAAGAAAAGCCAGGCCCAGAAAGGUGCGAUGAUGCGUGGCGGCGAAAGAGGAAGGGAAGAACGUUUAGGGACAGCGAGACACAGAGAGAGAACGCCAAAAGACGAGGAGAGAAGCGGUGACCCCGUGAGAAAGGCAGCUUCGUCUUACCGCGAGAAAAUGUGUGAAAUGAUGGCCGGAGCAGAUGACGCUGUCUCUCCUUGUCCAUACUUUUCUUCUGUGCCACGUGAUUUUGUAAAGAUCCUCACGUGCAAGACUGGAGAACAGGUGAUUUUGCGUCGGAUGGAACUGUCCGACUACCCUGCGGUGCGUGUGCUGCUUCCGUCCGUCUCGCGGUGCCCAACCACCCUGUCAGAUGCACAGGUUGCUUCGAUUCUUAGUCUUCCCGUUUUCUAUGCCUGGUGCUGUUUCAGCGUGAAAAACGCGGAGAGCGAAGGAGGAGACGAGCGGGAGAGAGAAGGAGAUCUUCUCGGCUACUGCGAAGUCCUUCUACAGCCGCACUUGGGCCGGAAACCAGACGGUCGUCUAGAACGCGUCGUCGUCAGCGAGCGGUUCCGAGGCCGAGGUUUGGCGACAAAAAUGUGCGAAGCAGUCGUUCAAGAAGUCCGAGAGAGGGACUUGUGUGGCCGUCUAGACUUGACAGUCGAAAAACUUGAGGCUCGACACAUCUAUGAGAACAAACUCGGGUUCAAGGCCGUGGACACCUCUGUCCUGCGUCUCGAGUUCUAG